This is a messenger RNA of Angiostrongylus costaricensis, 324 nucleotides long. The record is from the annotation of a GenBank genome assembly. NCBI's taxonomy places the organism in Eukaryota, Metazoa, Nematoda, Chromadorea, Rhabditida, Metastrongylidae.
CCAUAUGGGUGCGGCGAAACAUCAAAAGUAACAGAAUGGUACCAAACCCUCAACUACACCGUUGGCUGGUGGGAUUAUCAUCCCGAUAAAAACAAUGACUUUUACACCCUAUGGUUCAAGGUACCUGCUGGUUCGACGAUUGAAGUGGUCUUUGAUAAUUACACCAAAAAUUUGGCUCUUGACGGAUGCGUCUACGCUGUGUAUACGCACAACAUCGUUCCUAUAAUUCCUUGCAGCAGAGUUUACGAGGCUAACACCAUUUUGCGCUAUCGAACUGGUACUGUUUAUAUUAUACGUCGAGCUUUUGAAAUUGUACUGAAAUGA